GAUUUGAUUGAUACAUUUAUCAAAAGUUCUCCUCGCAUAGAAGGAGUGGAAAUAGUUUAUUUUUCUAUACAGUAAUAUUCCACGUCUACGACACAAGACAACUGUUAUUUCUCUAUAAUGUCCGAGUGGACGAGCGUGUGUGGGGCAGUUAGCUUGUCUCUCGGUCUUUUGCUACUAGCGGGUUACUUUUUGUACUCUGGACUUUUCUCACAAAUCAUCGUCUCCACUGGAUAUCCUCCGAUAAAGAAAGUCACGUUUGUUUACAAACUUAAAGUAGGACCGUACAAAAACUGCGGGAAAGUUUUUCAUGAAGCGAACAGUAUCGGACCGACGCUUUCUUGCAUUGGGAUAUUUUAUGAUGACCCUAAAAAGGUGCCUGGACCUCAAUGCCGCUGCGCUGUGGGCAGCAUUGUGAGCGAGGGAGAGGACAAGGCGGACGAGGAGCUUCUGAAGCGCUAUGAGACAUCUGGCUUCCGCGUCUUCUCCAUUCCUGAAGUCACACACGUGGUCACGACCUCCUUCCCUCACAGGAACAUUCUCUCUGUGCUCCUGGGAGUGAAAAGAGUCUAUCCAAGGCUAGAGAGCUACAUCAAGGAAAGAAAGCUGUGCGCGCACCCAUUCCUUGAGAUCUACAAGGGGGGGUUGAUCCACUUCAUGGCUCCGUUGGCUCGGCAGGGAGACUUCUAUGUUCCGGAAGUCCGUCUGUCGGAAAGGAGGCUUUUAGAACAAGGAGAAUUGGACAGUGACACCGACAUCUCAGGUGCAGACUCAAACAGCGAGUACAGCUCAGGGAGCGGGAUUCUCCUGUCCGACAGCAGAGAGACGUCACCGGCGGCGUCCUCCGUCCGGGACCACACGAACGGAAGUCCCAGAGGGGGAGGCUCACGGCGAUGCUCGCUCAGAGAGCUGGACUGGGAACUGACUGACCAAGAAGAAGGAAGACCAGAGCGGUUUAAUAAAGACGAGAGCCAGAAAAGCCAGGAGGUUCCCGUCCCAAGCCUGUGGGGGGUUGUUGGCGGUGAGGAGUGAAGGCCCAGCGGCUGUUAAAAGAUUUAUACCACAGCUUGCAUUUUGUCCACGAUUUUCUUGGAAAGACUCACACGAGUUAGUUCAACUCUCAGGAGAACUUUUUACGCUUCUCUUGGAGGCAACAAUCUCCAAUGCAUCUUCAUUAUCAUGUAGAAAUGUUAUUUUAUGCAUCAUUGUUUGCAUGAUUAGUCAUUUGGGGCGACUGUAGGCUGCUUUUGCUCAUUCAAAUGACAGAAGUGCUGCUAUUUGUUGAGUUGGAACAUUUUUACAUGGAUUACACUCAGGUUCACUUUAUUUUUUCAAUAAUGAAUCAUUAAUUGCAAAUACAUAUUAUAUGGACACAAGUAUUGAGAUAUUAGGACUUUUUAUUUGUCCAUUUAAUCAGAAAAGCCGAUGUUGGACCUGAGAGAGGUUCUACUUCCUCCCAAAGGGGUUUGAUGUGCUGCUGGCCAAGUUCUUCCACACCAAACUGGUCCAACCAUGCCUUUAUGGACCCCCCUUGUGCACUUGGCCUUCCUAAAACUGUUCCCACGAAGUUGGAAGCGUAGAAUUACCUUGAUGUGAUUGGUCCAGUCCUUUUCUCUAAGCAAAAGGCUCAUGGAGUGUCCCAAGACUUUUGUCCAUAUUUUGUAUAAAGCAACUUUACACUUGACCUUCAUUUACUUGUACCACAAAUUGUUAACUGCAACUACUGCUGUAAUGUUUUAUAGUUCUCUUAGCCAUCUUAUGUUGCAAAACAAUAAUAAAGGGCUGCUUGAUGACCUUCUUAAAAGUCUCCUAUUAUGCAAAAUUGACUUUUUAAUGAUGUUCUAACAGUGUUAUGUGUCUCUGGAGCCUGUUU
This is a messenger RNA of Dunckerocampus dactyliophorus (ringed pipefish), 1870 nucleotides long. Its product is annotated as testis-expressed protein 264. The coding region runs from base 118 to 1029 and encodes 303 amino acids. The record is from RefSeq and is a predicted model, not a curated record. Lineage: Eukaryota; Metazoa; Chordata; Actinopteri; Syngnathiformes; Syngnathidae. Gene Ontology annotation, biological process: protein-DNA covalent cross-linking repair; reticulophagy. The transcript is spliced from 4 exons. Gene Ontology annotation, cellular component: replication fork; endoplasmic reticulum membrane; nucleus.